Molecule: messenger RNA, 1524 nt
Organism: Trichoderma citrinoviride
Lineage: Eukaryota; Fungi; Ascomycota; Sordariomycetes; Hypocreales; Hypocreaceae
Product: glycosyltransferase family 31 protein
Exons: 1
Coding region: 1-1524 (507 amino acids)
Molecular function (GO): acetylglucosaminyltransferase activity
Source: RefSeq, a predicted model, not a curated record
AUGCUCGUCACGCGCUGCCAUUCACCCAUCUCACACAGAGGAAUAACGGUUCUUUUCAUUAUAGCAACGGUGUUCCUGCUGACCCUUCUUGCGAAGCAAGAACACAACAAAGGAACGAGACAAUAUGAGCUCCCCUUUGGCAUAGGCCUUGCCAUUUCGGCGCAGGAUGGUUUCCACGCAGUCAAGCAGUGCUCCUCAGAGCUGGACUAUCUGAGGCGCAAAGAGUACGGCUUGACUCGCAACAUCGUUUAUCUAAAACGAUGUAUCCGAGCGGUUUAUAGUCAAGACGUCAGUUUACGGAAUUCAGUGACGGAAGUUGACAAUCAAUUGCUCCCGUCAAAAGCGGAUAUCCUGGAUCUCGACGACGAAUGCAAGAGCAUUUCCUCACCGAACUCGCCCGUCGAAGCUCAAUCCUGCGAGCCCAUCACACUUCAGGUGUCGGAGCCAUUCCCAGCAGCAGACCUGUCGAACGUCAUCUUUGGCGUAGCAACGACUCUCUCCCGCCUCCAAGAUUCGGUGCCUCACUUUUCUCACUGGAUGUCCGGAACCGGUGCUCUCUUCCUCGCCAUCGUCGUCGAUGAUUCCGUCACGGACGACGAACUAGACGCAUUAGAGUCCAUGUACGAAGCCCACGACAUCAGCCUCACAACCAUCCGGCCCUGGAACUGCUCCUUUGAUGUGAACGAGCAGCACUUUGCCAUCCUCCACGACCUCAUCGAUUAUUCUACUCACGAAACCCAGUGGGUCUCCAUCAUCGACGACGACACCUUCUUCCCCUCGCCCUACUCCAUCUCACAGCUCCUCGCUUCCCACAACGCAUCCGAACCGACAUACAUAGGCGGCCUCACGGAAAGCCAGGGCGCCGUCGCAUACUUUGGCUAUAUGGCCUACGGAGGCGCAGGCGUCUUCAUGAGCAUGCCGCUCGUCCAGCAGCUCGACUCGCACGUCGAGGAUUGUCUCGCCGAUAGCAUCACCAGGCAAGGAGACGGGUUGCUGAAUGACUGCAUACGGAAUUAUACGCAGACAGAGUUUAUCGCCAUUCCUGGACUACACCAACUCGACAUGAGAGGCGAUCUGAGUGGAUUCUACGAGUCCGGGACGUUCCCGCUGAGUCUGCAUCAUUGGAAGUCGUGGCAUCAGGCUCCCGUCGACAAAAUGGCCAAGAUAGCCAAAUUCUGCGGCGAUUGUUUCCUCCAGCGCUGGAAGUUUGACGGAGACAGCAGCAUCCUGGCAAAUGGCUAUAGCAUCAGCCUCUACCAAGAUGGUAUUACCCAAUCUGAGUUGAACCUCAUAGAGGCGACCUGGGAAGAAGCCAUGGGCUACGAAGCAACGAUGGGCAAAAUGCGCGAGAAGGCUGGCGACGGGAAGAAGAAGAGUUACAGGCUGAUUGACGCGGAAGAGGUGGACGGGAGCUUGCGGCAGGUUUUUGUGCUUCACGGGGCUUCGGACAUGGACUUGGAUGGGGAAGAGGAGGCGAUGGAUGAGGUCGUUGAGCUUUGGUGGGAUUGGUCAAGGAACGAUUGA